Sinocyclocheilus grahami is the source of this 1059-nucleotide messenger RNA. Its product is annotated as zinc finger matrin-type protein 3-like. Gene Ontology annotation, molecular function: zinc ion binding; nucleic acid binding. The coding region runs from base 248 to 802 and encodes 184 amino acids. NCBI's taxonomy places the organism in Eukaryota, Metazoa, Chordata, Actinopteri, Cypriniformes, Cyprinidae. The transcript is spliced from 4 exons. The record is from RefSeq and is a predicted model, not a curated record.
GUUAAUGCAAAUUGCACUAUAUUUCCGACCACUGGAAUUAUGAUUACGAAUACGGUUUUCCAAUGCAUGUGUUAUCAUAAAUCAAAUCUCCCUCUGUCUCAUUUAUACAACAUUUCCCACGUAUUUCUAGUGUUUUUGAAUCCGUAUGCGAUUGAAAACACCCCCCUGCUGCACGUUUGAAGCACGCGACGCACGUCUAGCUGGAAGAAGUUGAGCACCAGAGAGAGCUUGGAAGGAUGCAGGGAAGAUGGCGAUGAAUGUAAAGAACAGGGAUGCUUUUUAUCCAAGUGCUGACUAUUGCGAUAUCUACACCUCUCAGCCUGUAAACUAUGGAGACUGCAGCCAUUAUUUCCCUCGGAUGACAGCGUAUUUACUCACUCUGACGAAGCUAUGUGACGCUUCCUUCAGCUCCCCCGCUGUGGCCCAGGCACACUAUCAGGGCAAGAACCACGCCAAAAGACUGCGGCUAGCCAAGGCACAGCAGAACGCCACAUCCUUAGACUUGUCCAACACUCAGAGACGGCCACGGAAAGAAGGAUACGAGUACCAAUUAAUGAAGAACCGUAGGGCUCAUAUCAAUACUGCCAUGCCAGGCCCUUACUACAACCCACGGCCGAGGCAGCGUAUCCCACGAGACCUUGCGAUGUGCGUCACACCCAGCGGGCAGUUCUAUUGCUCGAUGUGUAACUUGGGUGCCAGUGAGGAAGCGGAGUUUCGCCUGCACCUGGAGAGCAAGCAGCAUAAAAGCAGAGUGUCCGAGCAACGCUACCGUAGUGAGAUGGAGAAUCUGGGAUACACUUAAGAAGCAGCCGAAGUGAUCAGUGAUUCCCAGAUCCUCAAGAAUUAAUCUUGCAAUUCUUGAAGUAGCCACUUUUGUUUUAAAACGAAAGAUGACGUUUGUAAUUGUGCUAUUCUAGAAGUACUUUAUGAGCUAAAAUUCGCACACACUGAAAAAGUUUAUUUUGUGCCAGACAGACCAUUAAUUGGUGGCAUGGACGGUUUAGGAAACUUUAUUUAAGGGAUAUAUAUAAGAGAUAUCUAACAGAACGUUUCAAACAC